GGCCGCGCCGCCACUCGCCGCUAAAGCUUAUUUGGUGGGGCGGUCGGACUAGGGAGCGCGCACGGAGCGCGGGACUGACCGACGGACGGACGCCCCCGCACACGCAGACGCACAGAGCUCGGCUCGGCCCCCAUCGCAAAACACUCGCGCAGACACACACAGGGACACACGGACACACGCACCCCCUCGCGUGCACAUCCUCCCGCCCGGAGCCCGCUCUGCCCGAGCAUUGUUUUCAACAAUGACUGAAAACUAGAAAAGAGAAGAGUUUAGGGAUAUGGGCGAUGAAGACAGGUCUGUCGGUUCCUCGCUGUGGAUGCCAGGGCAGGACAUCAGGAACCUUCCCCUUUCUCUACAAAGCCAGUGUUUCUCCCAGUCCUGGAACCUCUAGGGUGGGACUCACUCUCCUACAUGCUUCUCUUAAUUCAUACUAACUGAUACUUCAUCUGCUGACCACAACCAAAUCAAUACAACCAGUACCACUGCAACAUGUUUCACUUCGGAUUGUGUCCAGAGAUAUCAGGCAUGGAGUAUCAACUCUUCAGCUUUAUUACUCUGCCACCAGGAUUGAGGACAAGAACCACGCUGCUGAUGACUCCGAGGGAGGUGCCCUGGUCAUGUGCUGCAGUGAGAGGCUGCCGGGGCUCCCCCAGCCGGUAGUGAUGGAGGCACUGGACGAGGCUGAAGGGCCCACAGAAGCUCAGAGAGAGAUGCUACCACCCCCACCUCCUUCGGAUCCUUCAGAACCAGCUCAAGGCAUCAGAAGCCACUCCCUCACUGUCAGGAGCAGCCUGUGCCUGUUGGCUGCCUCCCAGUUCCUGCUGGCCUGUGGGGUGCUCUGGUUCAGCGGCUAUGGCCCCAUCUGGUCACAGAAUGCCACAGACCUUGUCUCCUCCUUGUUCACACUCCUGAAGCAGCUGGGACCAGUGGCCUUGCUAGGUGUGGGAUCCUGGGAAGUCUCCCAUCUGCUACUACUGAUCUCCUUGGCUGUGGUCCUUGUCACUGCCCUGGUUUGGCAUCUCCUGAGGUCUUCCCCAGAGCGGCCCACCCCACUGCCCCCAGAGGACAGGCGCCAGUCAGUGAGCCGCCAGCCCUCCUUCACCUACUCAGAGUGGAUGGAGGAGAAGGUGGAGGAUGACUUCCUGGACCUGGACCCUGUCCCUGAGACGCCUGUAUUUGACUGCAUGAUGGACAUCAAGCCUGAGGCUGACCCUGCCUCACUGACUGUCAAGGCCAUGGGUCUGCAGGAGAGAAGAGGCUCCAACGUCUCUUUGACCCUGGACAUGUGCACCCCUGGCUGCAACGAGGAGGGCUUCGGCUAUCUCAUGUCCCCACGGGAAGAGUCAGCCCGCGAGUACCUGCUCAGUGCAUCUCGUGUCCUCCAGGCCGAGGAACUGCACGAAAAGGCGCUGGAUCCCUUCUUGCUGCAGGCAGAGUUCUUUGAAAUCCCCAUGAACUUUGUGGACCCAAAAGAAUAUGACAUCCCAGGGCUGGUACGGAAGAACCGCUACAAAACAAUUCUCCCCAACCCUCACAGCAGAGUGUGUCUGACCUCACUAGACCCCGAUGACCCUCUGAGUUCCUACAUCAACGCCAACUACAUCCGGGGCUAUGGUGGGGAGGAGAAGGUGUACAUUGCCACUCAAGGACCCAUCGUCAGCACAGUUGGGGACUUUUGGCGCAUGGUGUGGCAGGAGCACACGCCCAUCAUUGUCAUGAUCACCAACAUCGAGGAGAUGAAUGAGAAGUGCACCGAGUACUGGCCAGAGGAGCAGGUGGUAUAUGACGAUGUGGAGAUCACGGUGCGGAAGGUCAUUCACACUGAGGAUUACCGGCUGCGACUCAUCUCUCUCAGGAGUGGGACCGAAGAGCGAGGCCUGAAGCACUACUGGUUCACAUCCUGGCCUGACCAGAAGACCCCAGACCGGGCCCCCCCACUCCUGCACCUGGUGCGGGAAGUGGAGGAGGCAGCUCAGCAGGAGGGGCCCCAUUGCGCCCCCAUCGUUGUCCACUGCAGUGCAGGGAUCGGCCGGACUGGCUGCUUCAUUGCCACCAGCAUCUGCUGCCAGCAGCUGCGGCACGAGGGCGUGGUGGACAUCCUGAAGACCACGUGCCAGCUCCGGCAGGACAGGGGUGGCAUGAUCCAGACCUGCGAGCAGUACCAGUUUGUGCACCAUGCCAUGAGCCUCUACGAGAAGCAGCUGUCCCGCCAGUCCCCAGAGUGACCACACUCCUCCCCCACCCCAAGUCCUCUGAGCAGCACCCAUCUUGAGCCCGGACCCUCACCCCAACCAUGCCCAGGGUCCUGCCCCAUCCUGGCCUGCUCUGUCUGUCCCUACAUGCUCCCCUUCUCUUCAGUCUGCUCCCCCUCUCAGUGUUAGUCUGGCCCCUGUCCUCCCCACAAACUUAGCUGUUCCCAUUGUACAUAUUGGGGAGUGGGGUGGGGGGGGGGAGGGAUGCACCAGGCCAGGCUUGGGUCCCCAGGGCCUGACCAACACCAUGCCAAACUGGGGCCUCAGUUUUUAAUGAUGGUUCCAUUGCUACUUGAUCCAAACAUUUCUGUGCCACAACCCAAGUGUCCUGUUGCAGUGUGUUCUAUCUGUCUGUCUAUCUCUGCAAUCUGUACCGGACACUGUGUCUCCUCAGCCCAGGAAAAGGGUAACAAGCUCCACUCCCUUGGGCUCCCAGGCAGAGGUGCCUGUCUCACCACCACCCCCACCUCCCACCCCACUUCUCCCAACUGUCAAAUUGUAACUGUACCUGCUCCCACUCUAGCUACUGGGACCAGAGUGAGAAGGGGGUCUCAGGAUCUGAGAUCAGGCCCAGGGAACUCCUGAAAGGUUGGCAGAGAUCUCAGCUUGAGGCAAGGUCUCUGGGUUGGGCGGUGAAGGCAGUGUCUAGGAGCCACAUGUCCUCAGAAGGUAGGAUCAGCCUGAUGGGAGUUGGUGGACCCAGAGGUCCUAACAGGAGUGUAAGGAGGGACUUGCUCCAGGUCUGUGUGCACCAUUUCCCUGGCCCUGUGGGAAAGCCUUCCCAGAAGUCUCUGCGUGCAGCUCCGAGUGUGUUCUUGUGUCCAUGUGUGUUGGGAGCCCGUCUGCAGGGCAUGCAUGACUCUUUGGCAACAUGUGUUAUCUUGGGGCCAUGUGUUUUUAUUGCUGACUACAAAUAUUUACUCCAUGGCAGACAGACAUAGGGUGUCUUUUUAUAAUUUGCUCGUGGUCAUUGAAUAGAGCAAUAAACAGAGCAUUUUGAGCAAAA
This is a messenger RNA of Erinaceus europaeus (western European hedgehog), 3258 nucleotides long. RefSeq names its product protein tyrosine phosphatase non-receptor type 5 (gene PTPN5). The transcript has 16 exons. The record is from RefSeq and is a predicted model, not a curated record. Gene Ontology annotation, biological process: protein dephosphorylation. Lineage: Eukaryota; Metazoa; Chordata; Mammalia; Eulipotyphla; Erinaceidae. Bases 618 to 2225 code for a protein of 535 amino acids. Gene Ontology annotation, molecular function: protein tyrosine phosphatase activity.